AUGUCUAUGAGCAACCAGCACGCUGGCGGCUCCGAUGAGGGCCCUGAGGCUCCGGACAUGUCGCUUUACGAGGAUGAGACCAGCAACGCCACUGGUGACGAGACGGUCGAGGCUGAGCUUGCUGCUCCCGAUGCUGAACUUGCUGUUCCCGAUGCUGAGCUUGCUACUCCUGAUGCUGAGACCAGUGACUCCGCCGACACGGAGGAUACCAACAUGGAAAAUGCUGCCCCUGCGCCCGAGGCUGAGGCCAGUGAUGAUACCGAGCUUUCCCUCAGCACCAUUGAGCUCAACUAUCCCGAGAUCUAUGCCGAAAUGAUGGCUCUCCAGGAUGCUCGGGACGAGUUCGACAUCGUACGCCAGGACCUUUCUGAUCGAGCCACUCGCAAUAGGGAGGAUCUGCUCAACCUCUUGCGCAUCCGUAGGCUAAAUGCUCACUUUGCGGAUAUCCUGGGCGGCGGUGGCGUCUACAAUGACCAGGAGAUUGUCAACCUUACCGACGACCCGUUGCUGGAUGCCGAGUUCGAACGCGUCAUGCAGGACAUCCGUGACAUGAGGCGCGACGUAGCCGUCUUGGCUGUCAGGCAUGCUACACUGGCUGAGUGGGCCAAGGAGAUUCGUGACAAGCAGAAGAACGCGCGCGCUCAAGAGCUGGCGAACCGCUGA
This is a messenger RNA of Lasiodiplodia theobromae, 663 nucleotides long. RefSeq lists its product as uncharacterized. The transcript has 4 exons. The coding region runs from base 1 to 663 and encodes 220 amino acids. The record is from RefSeq and is a predicted model, not a curated record. Lineage: Eukaryota; Fungi; Ascomycota; Dothideomycetes; Botryosphaeriales; Botryosphaeriaceae.